Messenger RNA from Pogonomyrmex barbatus (red harvester ant), 3163 nucleotides. It is a transcript of the gene Cap-G, whose product is annotated as Chromosome associated protein G. The record is from RefSeq and is a predicted model, not a curated record. Gene Ontology annotation, molecular function: protein binding. Gene Ontology annotation, cellular component: cytoplasm; condensed chromosome; condensin complex. Gene Ontology annotation, biological process: mitotic chromosome condensation. Lineage: Eukaryota; Metazoa; Arthropoda; Insecta; Hymenoptera; Formicidae.
AAUUGUGAGACAACUUGAGUAAAGUAUAAAAGAUGGCGAUCAAUUUAAUCGAUGGUUUUUAUCAUUCAUCGAUUAAUUUGAGUAUUAAUUGGUCGCCCGUAGAUGGUGGUGCAAUCGCGUUGCCGCUUGUUUGAAAAGUAACGUAUGUCUGACGCUUGUGGAACAUCGUAGAGUGUCUGACGCUUGGAAGCUUUUCCUCGAGUUUUUUUUAUACUUAAAAAGAUAAAUAUGGCUCCGGCAAUCAAAGAUAAUAUGAAAGGUAUAUUUAGGAAAGUGCAGUUUAAUAAAACUGCCCAUCCGGAGUACACGAAGAAGCUGACAAAAUUAUACGAGAGGACGGACUUGAAUACAUUCUGGGAACAUUUUAUUUGGCACCUAAAGGUUCUUCUUUCAACGCCGCAGCAACAUCCAUUUGUUUUAAACACAUUAGAGUUUUGUGCAAAAUUCUGUAUGACAUUUUAUUCAUCUUUAGAAAGUGAAAAUGAAACUACAGAACCAAUCUCUCCAUUUCUUGGCAAAUUAUUCGAUUUUCUUUUAUCAAAGCACAAUGCCAAGGAUAAAGGAGUACGAUUUCGUAUAUGUCACUUUCUGAACAUGCUUUUAAACUCUAUGGGUGACAAUGCUUUCAUCGACGACAAAUUGUGUGACCGAAUUACAGUUAAUAUGAUGGAUCGAUUAUUGGACAAGUCUCCUAAAGUCAGAGCACAAGCUGUUUAUGCCUUGUAUAGAUUACAGGAUCCAUCGGACGAACAAUGCCCUGUAAUAAAAAUGUAUCUCUUUCAUAUAUCCAAAGAUCCAAGUGCUACAGUUCGUAAAGCGGUUCUUGCUACUAUGGGUAAAAAUCAGAAAACCUUACAAGCUGCCUUGAUGAGAACACGAGACAUUGAUGAUUUGGUGCGCAAAGCAGCGUAUGAAUUUAUCAGUAAAAUCACAGUGCGUUCCUUGACUAUUAAACAAAGAGAACGUUUGUUGAAGGAUGGUCUUAAAGAUAGAUCUGAGAUUGUCAGAACAUGCAUAAAUAAUGUUUUGUUACCAACAUGGCUGAGAUAUUUCAAGGGAGAGUUUAUAAAUCUGAUUCAUGCACUGGAUAUUGGAAUGGACACAGAAACUGCAACUUCAGCUUUAGAAGUACUAUUCAAAAAUGCUGAUUUAAAAAAUUUAUUGGAGCAAGUGCCAAUAGAUAAAAAUACAAAAUUGAUCCCACUGACAAGUUUAACAAAUGAAAAUGUUUAUUGGAAGUGUGUAAUACAACAUCUUCAGCGUCUUUCUUAUAUCGAAGGGUUAGAAUUAAUAAUUCCAGAAUUGUCGGAAUUUUGUAAAUAUAUAUAUGAUUUCAUCACUUUAAUAUCUUCUCAAUUAUAUGAGACAUGGGAAAAAGAGAAUCAUAACUUUAUUUUACUACAACUUUUUGAAAUAUCUACAAUGUAUGACCUCUCAGACGAGGUAGGCAGAAAAAAUCUGAACAAUGUGAUAAUAGACAGUUUAAUAAGUGAUCAUUAUUCUGCUAAAAUAAUUGAGUGUACAGUGAAUCAUUUAACGAAAGUGAUACCAGAUGCCAACAAUAUGCUAAAUGCUAUUGCUAAUGUUAUCAGCGAGAUUAGGCUACCUUUGGAAAAAAUCACAGAUACUCAGCAAAUUACUGCAGAGCAGCAGCAUGAGAACAACAUGAAAAAAACAAGAUUAAAAGUUGAAGUGUUAGAGCUCGAAGAGGAGUUAUAUGAAGCGAUCAAGGAACAAAAGUUUUUACAAGCUGAUAAUCUUAAAGAAAGGAUCAAUGUUUUGAAAGAGGAGAUAAAUCGUUUAUUUAAAGUACCCGAAGCUGUAAGAAUCGAGGAUAAUAUGAGGGAAGAGAAGACUGAUACCACAACUAUGAUGAAAUGCCUUAAUAUCUUAUGCGUCGCGAUGCAAUCUAUUCGCACGUUAACGCCUGUACUUAGAGGUUUAUUGGAUUUUGUUUUAAGUAGCCUUGAUCAUCCUGAUGAUAGCGUACAUGUAUUAGCACUAAAGACAUUAGGUGUCUAUUGCAUCUUGGAUAAAGAAUUGGCCAAGAAACACAUAAUGAUAUUUUUUUAUCAAUUUUCUCUUGAACAAGACGAUCAAGAGAUAUGGAUAACUUCCUUGAAGGUAAUAUUUGAUCUCUUACUCAUGUAUGGGUUAAGAUAUUUUGAUAUUUUGCAAUCUCCGGAAGAGAAUUCUGUGCAAAAUAGAUCUGAAAAAACUCGUUCACUUUACACACAUAAUGAUAGUGAUACUUCUCUUGAUAAACGAGAUGAAAUGGAGGAAGGCUCUUGUAAUCUCAUUAAAAUCUUAACAGACUUAUUAAACAAUAAGAAUCAGGAUUUGCGUACUAUCACAGGGGAAGGAUUUUGCAAAUUGUUACUCAAUCAACGGAUCAAUAGUAGUAGUCUGAUAUCGCGCCUAAUAAUUAUGUGCUACAAUCCGGUCAAUAAUGACGACGUUUAUCUUCGUCAAUGUUUAAGUGCUUUUUUUGAUUCCUUUAUAAUACAUGUACCUGAUGCUCUAGAAAUGCUCGAAAACGCAUACUUUCCGACAUUGCGAGUUCUUUGUGACGCACCGGACAUUAGUCCCCUUCGGGAAAUUGAUGCCUUUCAUGUAUCCAGAUUCAUAUUGAGUUUAACUGGACGAGGGUGCCAAAAGGCUAGCAGACAAACAUUUUAUACGCAUAACAAUCUUGCUUUUGCUAUAUUGGCAGAGAUCUUAAAUCCAGAGAGCAAGAUAGAUCAAGAAAUUCUUAUUAGAUCUUUGACAAAUUUAUGCAUUCAAAUCGAGGAUGAUACGUCAAAACAAAAUCUGCAGAAAGCCAUUAAGAAAGUUACAAAAAUAGUAAUGGAAUAUGAUAAACGACUGCUUAAAUAUAUUAAACAAUUCAAACAAAAAUUGGAAGGGAUAGAGAUAAAUGUUGAGGAAAAUGAAAAAAGUGAUAGCGAAAAAUCACUAUAAUCAAGAGUAAAACAUUUAUAGAGUAUAAUUAUUUGGUAAUGUAUGUACAUAUAUAGAUUAGAAAAUUUUUAUUUUUUAAAAUAAAAAUUAAAAAUAAUACAAAUUCCUAAUUUUUUUAAUACAGAGAAGAAAGGAGAGUACUGUUCCUUAAUGUUAAAUAAAUGAUUAAAUUAUAUAUAUAAAUAAAUGAUUUCUUAUUAAA